Podospora anserina S mat+ is the source of this 609-nucleotide messenger RNA. RefSeq lists its product as uncharacterized. Bases 1 to 609 code for a protein of 202 amino acids. Gene Ontology annotation, biological process: protein import into mitochondrial matrix. Lineage: Eukaryota; Fungi; Ascomycota; Sordariomycetes; Sordariales; Podosporaceae. The record is from RefSeq and is a predicted model, not a curated record. The transcript is spliced from 2 exons. Gene Ontology annotation, cellular component: TIM23 mitochondrial import inner membrane translocase complex.
AUGGGUUCGGUCAUGUUUGCUACCGCUUCUGUGAAUUUCCACACCACUACCACCACCACCACCACCACCACCACCCACUGCCGCAGACGACCACACAAUCUCACCGCCACCUUCCCUCCUCCCUCACUCUCACCCAACACAAGGAAGGCUUGCAAGGUCGCCGACGCCUGCUUGCAGUUCAAAAUGGCCUACCGCCUCAUAACCCAAGUCGUCCUCAUCGGCACCCGCGUUCUCGGCCGCUCCUUCGCCGAAGCCUACAAGCAAGCCGCCGCCUCCUCGGCCUACCAACGCGCCCAGGCCCAGUCCGGCAAUGGCACCGCCGGCCGCGCCAGCCUCAGCAGCGGCAUGACCCUCGACGAAGCCUGCAAGAUCCUCAACGUCAAGCCACCACAAAAGGGGGAAGCCAAUAUGGAGGAGGUCAUGGAGCGAUUCAAGCGCUUGUUUGACAACAACGACCCCAAAAAGGGCGGUUCAUUCUACCUGCAGAGCAAGAUCCUGCGCGCGAGGGAAAGGAUCGAGGCCGAGGUGCGCCCACAUAUGGAGAAGGCGGAGCAAGAGGCCGAGGUAAAAGAGGGGUGGAAUCCAAAGCUGUACAAGGAUAAGAAAUAA